Messenger RNA from Arctia plantaginis, 1725 nucleotides. The record is from the annotation of a GenBank genome assembly. Lineage: Eukaryota; Metazoa; Arthropoda; Insecta; Lepidoptera; Erebidae.
AUGGCCGUUUUUCUGGCUAAAGUGGCAACAUUGAAAACAGUAAAUUUUCUAGUGCUGUGUAUUGCUGUCAAUUUAUUAGAAAGAAAGAAGAUCGAAUCGCUAGGCAAGAUGACGGCGAUGACGCAGGAGGAAAUGGUGGCGGGGGCAAGGACAGUCGCCGCGGGUCUUGAAGCUCUAAGGGCAGAACAUGCUCAGCUUCUCGCGGGGUUAGCAUCCAAUACAGAUCAUGAACAUGAGAAGGCAUCCCUCGUCAGGAAAAGCAUCGACGCUAUUGAACUCGGACUCGGAGAGGCACAGGUAAUGAUGGCCUUAGCCUCCCAUCUACAAUCUGUGGAGGCCGAAAAGCAGAAGCUCCGUACCCAAGUUAGGAGACUGUGCCAAGAAAAUGCAUGGCUCCGUGACGAGCUCGCAGCUGCACAACAACACUUGCAAGCUUCGGAACAACGAGUCGCGCAGUUGGAAGAGGAGAACAAGCACUUGGACUUCAUGGCUUCUAUACGCAAAUACGACAGCGAUGUGAACGAGGAGUCUGACACAAACCGUAGCGGACAAAGCGAAAAGAAGCGAGAUGAUCCGAUGGUGGACCUUUUCCCUGAUGAUGAUCAUGAGGACAACAGGAACAACAAAUCCAUGUCACCCACGCCACCAAUGCACUUCGCACAGCAAGUAAACGCUGGAUACGAGAUUCCCGCUCGUCUCAGGACACUCCACAAUCUGGUGAUUCAGUAUGCUUCCCAGGGCAGGUACGAGGUAGCCGUGCCCCUCUGCAAACAAGCUCUAGAAGACCUGGAGAAGACAUCUGGACACGAUCAUCCUGAUGUUGCUACUAUGCUCAACAUUUUGGCGCUGGUGUACAGAGACCAGAACAAAUACAAGGAGGCGGCCAAUUUGUUGAACGAUGCUCUCUCUAUUCGUGAGAAGACUCUCGGCGAGAACCACCCCGCCGUGGCCGCCACGCUCAACAACUUAGCGGUGCUGUACGGCAAGCGAGGCAAGUACCGUGAGGCAGAGCCGCUGUGCAAGCGCGCCUUGUGCAUCCGCGAGGCGGUGCUGGGGCGCGACCACCCCGAUGUUGCGAAGCAGCUUAACAACCUCGCACUGCUCUGUCAGAACCAGAACAAAUAUGAAGAAGUGGAGCAAUAUUACCAGCGUGCGUUGGAGAUCUAUGAAAGUAAAUUGGGCCCUGACGACCCCAAUGUUGCCAAGACGAAAAAUAAUCUCGCCUCUUGCUAUCUAAAACAGGGCAAGUACAAGGAAGCAGAGACGCUGUACAAGCAGGUGCUGACGCGAGCUCACGAGCGGGAGUUCGGCACCAUCGACGGCGACAACAAACCGAUCUGGCAGGUGGCUGAAGAACGCGAAGAGAACAAACACUUGCAGAAGGAGAAUGCACCCUAUGGGGAAUACGGUGGCUGGCAUAAGGCUGCGAAGGUUGACUCCCCCACGGUAACGACGACGCUGAAGAACCUGGGCGCGCUGUACCGGCGCCAGGGCAAGUACGAGGCGGCCGAGACCCUGGAGGACUGCGCGCUCCGCAGCAGGAAGGAGGCCCUGGACAUCGUGAAGCAAUCCCGCGGGCGCGGCCGCCACGUGCGCGACGCGGAGCCCGCACACGACGCGCACGACGAGGGCGCGAACCAAGCGAGCGAACCACGCAUGAACCUAAAGUCAAAGCUGUUCAAUGCUCUAGGGAUCAACACCGGGAGCAAUCCGCCGCACCAGUAG